UAAAUCUUUUUCCUAAAAAAUUCCUAAAAUAUUAAAAGAUAUUGUUUCAAUUCAUUUCAUUCAUUUGACAGUGAUGGUUUAUCCUGGUCCAGUCUUUCGUCCUCUCUUUGAGGUCUCUCACGGUGACGAUUGAUAUGUCGUCCACAGAAAGGCAUUUCAUGUGAAGCGGAGUGCACACCAACAAAUAACGGAAUUCCACAGCUUCGCUACCCAUCCUCAAAACCCUCGCCAUCGUAUUCCAUUACACCGAUUUGAGAAGCACCGAGGAUGCUUGAUUUCGGAGCUUUGAUGUCUGUGUGUGUGUGUGUGCGCGUGUGAGAGGAUGCAGCUUUCAUGAUGUUGCUGCUUCUAUUGUGAGGUUUGAGGUGGAGAAAAGAAGAGUCCAAUUGCAGGAGAAACCCACUGGAGGAUGCAGCUAUGGAGGGAAUGAGAAGUCGAGAAGAAGGGGAGCGGUCUCGUGUGGUGGCAAGGAUGAUUGCUGACUCAAGCUUCUCGCAAUGCUGGUUCAAAUAUGGACUCAUGCACAAGUGCCACUGGCGAUGGAUGUGGUUGAUAGUGGCACUUCUUGUGCUGGCAUUUUACUACUUUGGAGUGAGUUCGUCUAUGCUGCUCUCAGGCGUGGAGAAGGAUGUGCUCGCAGUAAACCUGAAAGACGGAGGGCAUUCUCGAAGGACAGCUUAUUCUCGCAGCCGGGAAGUGAUGGAGCAAGUUUACCAUUCGACGGACAUUUUUCAGAGAAGCUUCAAAGAGAUGGAGGAGAAGUUCAAAGUGUACGUGUAUCCUGACGGAGAUCCGGAGACCUACUACCAAACACCGCGCAAGCUGACUGGUAAAUACUCCAGUGAAGGGUACUUUUUCCAAAACCUUCGAGAGAGCCGGUUUGUGACAAAUGAUUCCGCGGCAGCUGAUCUCUUCUUUCUUCCCGUUUCCUGUCAUAAGAUGAGAGGCAAGGGUUUGAGCUAUGAGAAGAUGGCGGAUAUUGUAAGGGCCUAUGUGGAGAGUUUAAUCAUCAAAUACCCUUUUUGGAAUAGAACUGUAGGUGCUGAUCACUUCUUUGUAACAUGUCACGAUGUCGGAGUUCGUGCAACCGCAAAAGUGGAACAUUUGGUGAAAAAUUCCAUACGAGUUGUUUGCUCCCCAAGCUACAACGGAUCCUUCAUCCCUCAUAAGGAUGUUGCUCUUCCCCAAGUGUUACAACCCUUUCCACUUCCAGCUGGAGGAGAUGAUAUUCAUAAUAGGACCGUCCUAGGAUUUUGGGCUGGUCACAGGAAUUCUAAAGUGAGAGUAAAUCUGGCAGAUGCAUGGCAGUAUGACCCUAUCCUUUUCGUCGCUAAUAAUCGACUCAAUCGGUCCACUGGAGAUUACAUCUACCAAAAUCAAUUCUAUCGGAGUAAAUUCUGCAUUUGUCCCGCAGGAUCACAAGUAAACAGUGCUCGGAUUGCUGAAUCAAUACACUAUGGUUGCGUUCCUGAAGUUAUUAUGGCAGAUUUCUACGAUUUACCCUUCAAUGAUAUCUUGGACUGGAGAAAAUUUUCCCUCGUAGUGAGGGAAAGGGAGUAUGACAACCUCAAAAAGAUCCUCCAAGCAGUUACUGUGCAAAAGUAUCGUAUGUUACAUGCUGGUGUGCGUCAGGUCCGGAGACACUUUGAGUGGCACUCACCCCCUAUCAAGUACGACGCUUUUCACAUGGUUAUGUAUGAGCUGUGGCUCCGCAGAUUCACCAUCAGGUUCUAGUUUUUUCUCAAGAAAGUACAGCCAUAAAAUUGCCUCAUCAUGUAACGGAACACAGAAAAUAACAAGCUUGCAGCUUUUCCUUCAAA
Physcomitrium patens is the source of this 1820-nucleotide messenger RNA. RefSeq names its product putative glycosyltransferase At5g03795. NCBI's taxonomy places the organism in Eukaryota, Viridiplantae, Streptophyta, Bryopsida, Funariales, Funariaceae. The record is from RefSeq and is a predicted model, not a curated record. Gene Ontology annotation, molecular function: glycosyltransferase activity.